Messenger RNA from Lathyrus oleraceus (garden pea), 701 nucleotides. RefSeq names its product protein LEAD-SENSITIVE 1-like. The record is from RefSeq and is a predicted model, not a curated record. Lineage: Eukaryota; Viridiplantae; Streptophyta; Magnoliopsida; Fabales; Fabaceae. The transcript is spliced from 3 exons. The coding region runs from base 1 to 636 and encodes 211 amino acids.
AUGGUAUCUCUUAUCUUUUCGCAAGGGCUGGCGAAGGAUGUCACAUUUUUAUGUGAACUUAUAUACUCAUCAUAUUCAACUAUCUCUCCUUCCUUUGACACCGACAUUCCAUGCCCAAGAUGCAGUGACUGCAACCAAACAAUGACGGAUGGUGUCAUCUCAUCUUGCUUAGAUUGUUUUCUUUCUGGAGGAGAACUACAUCUCUUUGAGUAUGGUGUAUCUAAAAUUCAUUUUCUAGCACAAGCUAGAGGAGGUACCUGCACUCUUGCUUCUUCGGAUCCAACUCAAGAAGUUGUUACUCGCGCCUUGUAUCUUCUUGAAAAUGGAUUUGGUGACUACCAUUUCUUCAAGAAUAACUGUGAGGAUUUUGCGGUUUAUUGCAAAAUAGAACUGGUUGUAAGGAUAAACAACAUUGUAGGUGGUGGCGGAAGUGGACAGGUUGCAUCUUACUUGGCUCCUGUCAACUGCAUAGCUUCUUUGCCGCUUGGAUUUGUGAAGACGAGUUUUUACGGCAGGGUAUUGGUUAAUUGUGGAAUGUACUGCAUUAGAAGAUUGGUUUCUGAUAUUGGAUUUCGCAGUGGGGUAACUAAAGUUCCUGUUGAAAAAAUACAUGAGAUGGCUAGGUGGGAAAACUAGUGUGGUUUCAUCAAAACCACUCUUGUAAAAGGUCUUUGUUAAGUUUCAUGUAUGUUGUUCUUAAC